This is a messenger RNA of Funneliformis geosporum, 891 nucleotides long. NCBI's taxonomy places the organism in Eukaryota, Fungi, Glomeromycota, Glomeromycetes, Glomerales, Glomeraceae. The record is from the annotation of a GenBank genome assembly.
AUGGAAUCAACAUCUUCAUCUUCAAAGCAUCUUAUCGCACCAGAUCAUAGUAAUAAAUCGAAAAUAUAUGAUUUGCCAAGUGAAGAAGAAUUUGAAGAAAUCAGUCAUAUGCAAUUGCGGCAUUAUAUGCUUAGAUACAUGUGGCAAUGCAAUUUCGUUGCACCGGUUCAUGACAUUCUUACAUCGGGUGGAAAAGUGCUUGACAUUGCCUGUGGUACGGGAGAAUGGAUACUUGAAAUGUCUUUAAGUUAUCCAAAAUCCGAAUUUACGGGCAUUGACCGGCUGUCAAUUUUUCCAUCAGCAGUAAAGCCUACUAAUGCAAAUUUUGCAAAGGAAAAUGCUUUAACUUUACCGUAUGAAAAUGAGACUUUUAACUUCUUACGAUUUAGUCUAACAAUUUUCCGUGAGAAAUUGUGGAAAAAUUAUCUACUACCUGAGGCUUUGAGGGUUCUUAGACCUGGUGGAUACAUUGAGUGGCAAGAAUUUGAUUAUAAUAUGAUCAAUAAAGGCCCUUGUCUAAAGAUAAUUAUUGAUGGGUUUAUUAGAUACUUUGAAAUCAAUAAAACAAACAUAUUGAUAUGUCCUUACAUGGAAGGAUAUUUGAAGGAGGCUAAUUUUAUAGAAAUCCAUUCAUUUGAUGUAAAAUGUAAUCUUUGGGAUGGUAGAUAUGGCAACUUGGCAAUUCACGAUUUUAUAUUAUCAUUUAAAAGGAUGAUGCCUCAACUUUGUCAAGUUAUCGGAAUCGAUGAGGAUGAAUAUUUAAAUUUAUUAAGUAAUCUCGAAGAGGAAAUGAUUAAAUUUAAGACCUCUUAUAAAAAGUGGAGAAUCGUAUUUCUAUCAACGCUUGCUGUUAAUUGUUCCUGCAAGAAGCGAGAAAGAUUACAAGAAUGA